Molecule: messenger RNA, 1666 nt
Organism: Bufo bufo (common toad)
Lineage: Eukaryota; Metazoa; Chordata; Amphibia; Anura; Bufonidae
Gene: HMCES
Product: 5-hydroxymethylcytosine binding, ES cell specific
Exons: 7
Coding region: 131-1135 (334 amino acids)
Biological process (GO): DNA damage response
Molecular function (GO): single-stranded DNA binding
Source: RefSeq, a predicted model, not a curated record
CACGUGACCAGUUAGGUAAGCGGCUGCGUUUUUUUUCACCUCAGGAUUUCCCGCCUGCAGUUAGAUGACGGUCGUGUGAUCGGUCCCGGGUGUGAAUACAGGCUUAGUACAGGACAGAACCGAAUACGAGAUGUGUGGACGCACGGCUUGCACUCUGGCUCCAGACGACGUCAGUAAAUCUUGUGAAUAUAAAGACAAACAAGGACAAAGAAAGCGUCCUCCGUGGAGAGACGGCGACUCCGAUAAAUACCAUCCAUCGUACAAUAAAAGCCCCCAGUCCAACAGCCCCGUCCUGCUGUCUGUGAAGCAUUUUCAGAAGGAUGCUGACUCUUCGGAGAGAGUCCUGGCCGCCAUGCGCUGGGGUCUUAUCCCCUCCUGGUUUACCGAAACAAACCCAUCAAAAAUGCAAUACAACACCAGCAACUGCCGUAGCGACACCAUGAGCGAGAAGCCGCUGUACAAGGGGCCAUUGUUUAAGGGCCAGAGAUGCGUGGUGCUCGCAGAUGGAUUCUAUGAGUGGAGGCGACAGGAUGGAGAGAAGCAGCCGUACUUCAUUUACUUCCCGCGGCUCAAGUCAGAAGAGUCUGAAGAUACCAAGGACGGUUCUGAUGGAGGGAGUCGGAGGCUGCUCACCGUGGCCGGGCUAUUUGACUGUUGGGAACCUCCAGGAGGAGGAGACCCUCUUUAUUCCUACACUGUCAUCACAGUGGACGCCUCCAAGAGUAUGAACUGGAUCCAUGACCGGAUGCCGGCGAUAUUGGAUGGUGAUGAGGAGAUCCAAAAAUGGCUGGACUUUGGAGAGGUCCCUGCAAAAGAAGCUGUAAAGCUUAUUCACCCCAUUGAAAACAUCACUUGCCACCCUGUGUCCACUAUAGUGAACAACUCCCGAAACAACACCCCAGAAUGCAUCGCUCCCAUCAUUCUGCACAAGAAGAAGGAGCCCGCCCUGAGCGCCAGCAGUAAGAAGAUGUUGUCAUGGCUGCAAAACAAGUCUCCAAAGAAAGAAGAACCAGAAGAGGUUAAACAGGCGAAACUUUCUCAGUUCGCUUUGUCACCCAAGAAGACAAGCGCAGGGUUAAUGCACCAGUGGCUGAAGAAAGAAGGGGAACCGUCACCUAAGAGGCCGAGGAGAUGAUAGUCUGGGCACUACAAAAACCAGCACUAAUAGGCUUUACCUUCUCACCAUUUAAUUGUAUAUUCGUUGUUUUAUACACUUCGUUACUACGGUUCGGUUCGUAUGAUUCAUGUGGACUUUCUGUCUGCUCAUUGGGCCUAUGGGUUCACUUUCCUGUUUAACCAUUUGUUCCAGUAUUCUUCCACCAAGUGAUUUGAGGAGAUUUUCCCUCAUCUGUAUGAUAAAAAAAAAAAAGAGUUUGAGACUGCACCUGCAUCCAACUGAAAAGGACAUAACGGAGGAGCAUUGUGAGUAGACACCAGUUAACUGCCUUCAGCCAAUCAGCAUCACUUGGAUUGCUCUCAGUCACGCUGAUUGGUGAAGAGGAGGCUCCACAACGCUCCUCCCUCAUGUCCGUUUCAGUUGGAUGCACACACAGUAUACAGCCUCUCCUGAUACUGGCUCAAAGGCCUUAAUAUCUCCAUUUCUUUGAUUGGAAUUGUGGCAGGUAGUUUCCUGCUUUGCUGAUUGAUGCUUAUUAUCCAUCAGUCA